This is a messenger RNA of Arabis nemorensis, 978 nucleotides long. NCBI's taxonomy places the organism in Eukaryota, Viridiplantae, Streptophyta, Magnoliopsida, Brassicales, Brassicaceae. The record is from the annotation of a GenBank genome assembly.
AUGGAGACGGCUAGGCUUUUCAAAUUAGUGUGUGUGAUUUGUAUUGCCAGUUUGAUUCCGACCCUACGAGCCAAUGUUGCGGAGACCGAUGAGUAUUGGGUAAAGAAGGCCAAUGAAGCUCGUAAACAUACCCUUUUGGCUUAUCAUCCCGAUCCUUAUGCGAUCGUCGACCACUUCCAUGAGCGUCAUUACGACAACUCUACUGAUGUUGAGGAGGCGGAGGAACACGAGGCGGCCGCUUCCGCGGAAGAGGACGACAUUGAGAUAAUUUCUAGUCCUACCAACAGCACAAGGCGGAGCCUAACCGGUAGAGCAAAAAAAGGAAAAUGGAGCAAACUAAAGGGACCUUGCACCGCAAGCAACCCAAUCGAUAAAUGCUGGCGUUGUCAGGCAGAUUGGGCUAAGCGUCGCAAGAAGCUUGUCCACUGCGUCCGUGGUUUCGGCUACCGAACCACAGGAGGCAAACGCGGCCGCAUCUACGUGGUCACGAGCCCUAGAGACGAUGAUGUGGUUAACCCUAAACCCGGAACACUACGUCAUGCUGUGAUUCAGAAAGAACCACUCUGGAUCAUCUUCAAGCAUGAUAUGAGCAUUAGGUUGAGCCAAGAACUGAUGAUUAACAGUCACAAGACAAUCGAUGCUCGUGGCGCUAACGUGCACAUCGCAUAUGGUGCCGGAAUCACAAUGCAGUACGUGCGCAAUAUCAUCAUCCAUGGGCUUCACGUCCAUCACAUUGUCGAGGGCAGUGGUGGUUUGAUUAGAAAUUCGGUUGACCAUUUUGGGCAAAGAGGAAGGGCUGAUGGUGAUGGUAUCUCUAUCUUUGGAGCAACUAACAUUUGGCUUGACCACAUUUCUAUGUCUAAAUGCCAAGAUGGUCUCAUCGACGCUAUAAUGGGCUCCACUGGAAUCACCAUCUCUAACUCUCAUUUCACCCACCACAACGAUGUGAGUAUUCAAAUCCAUAUACAUGCCUAUUAG